UAUUAACAACUGUUCCACAACUGUUGAGUCUGCUGAACUCGCCUAUUGGAAGGAUAAAACGAAAAUUCUAUGGAACUCCAAAGCGUUUGAACUACCUUAUAAACAUUGAACUACUCCAACUCACAAUUUGACAUUCAUGAUAAUUGAACGUCAUGUGUUUAGAAGAGUGGAAGAAACAUGCUGAAAAUACUACAUCUAUCAAGAAAAUACUCCAUCUCAGUCCCUAUGAGUAAAUUCGACAAAGCACCACUGCCCUACGAACGUCUCUCAAAAAAACUGCAGGUAGUCAGACAAAAAUUGAAUCAUCCACUGACACUAGGCGAAAAAGUCCUGUAUUCCCAUCUGGACGACCCUGAACACCAAGAAAUACAAAGAGGCAUGAGCUAUCUUAGACUGAGGCCCGACAGGGUAGCUAUGCAGGACGCCACUGCCCAAAUGGCGGUGUUGCAGUUCAUCUCAAGUGGUUUAUCAAGAGUUGCAGUUCCAACCACCAUACAUUGUGAUCAUCUCAUAGUGGCCCAGAAGAAUGCUGAAAGCGACCUCAAGAGGUCUAUAGAAAUGAGCAAGGAAGUCUUUGACUUCUUGGGCUCGGCGUCCCAAAAAUAUGGGAUAGGUUUCUGGAGACCAGGAGCAGGAAUCAUACAUCAAAUCUUCCUAGAAAACUAUGCUUUUCCGGGUCUCUUAAUGAUUGGUACAGAUUCUCACACGCCGAAUGGUGGUGGCUUGGCCGGACUUUGUAUUGGAGUUGGGGGAGCAGACGCUGUAGACGUUAUGGCUAACAUUCCUUGGGAGGUCAAGUGUCCCAGAUAUUUUGGAAUAAAACUUGUAGGUAAACCUUCAGGUUGGACAUGCCCCAAAGAUAUAAUUCUGAAACUGGCUGGAAUUUUGAGCGUCAAAGGUGGCACAGGUGCCAUCUUAGAAUAUUUCGGUCCAGGUACUGAAGAAAUUUCGGCAACUGGGAUGGCCACCAUUUGCAACAUGGGGGCAGAGUUAGGAGCUACAACUUCCGUAUUCCCUUACAAUGAAAGGAUGAGGAAUUACCUUAAAGCUACAGGUAGAGAUGACAUUAUGAAAAUAGCUGAUGAAUACAAGAAAGACCUAUUGAGCCCUGACGAGAACUGCAAAUACGAUAUUGUUAUAGAUAUGGACUUGAACACACUUGAACCGCACGUUAACGGACCUUACAGUCCAGAUUUAAUCAACCCCAUAAGCAAACUGGGAAGCAACGCAAAACAAAAAAAAUGGCCUAUAAACAUAAAAAAUGCCCUCAUUGGUUCUUGUACCAACAGUUCCUACGAAGACAUGACACGAUGUGCUUCUCUAGUUAAAGAAGCUCUAAGUCGUGGUGUGAAAGCUAAAAUCCCAUUCUACAUAACACCGGGUUCCGAACAAAUCCGCCUCACAAUGGAAAGAGAUGGACUCAUCAAGUUAUUCACAGAGUUUGGAGGUACAGUCCUAGCUAACGCAUGCGGUCCUUGUAUAGGUCAAUGGGAUAGACACGACGUUAAAAUGGGCCAAAAAAACACCAUUUUAUGCUCGUAUAACAGAAAUUUCAGCGGUAGAAAUGAUUUGAAUCCAGGCACCCACUCUUUUCUGUCUUCUCCAGAAAUCGUCACUGCUAUGAGUAUGGAGGGUACUCUCAAAUUCGAUCCAACGAAAGACAUGCUCACCGAUAAAGAAGGGAAGAAGUUUCAACUGACACCGCCGAAAGGAUCUGAAUUUCCACCUCAAGGUUUUGCCGAAGGAAGUUCGAAAUUGUACGUUAAACCAGAAGAUAACGCUGAGUCGGUACAAAUUAAAAUUGACCCUUCAUCCAAGAGGUUAUCCAAGUUAGAACCCUUCGCCAAAUGGGAUGGCAAAGAUAUGCUGGAUAUGUUUAUCCUCAUCAAGAUUAGAGGGAAGUGUACAACUGAUCAUAUAUCACCAGCAGGACCUUGGUUGGACUAUAGAGGACAUCUGGACAACAUCUCGAAUAACCUCUUCAUUGGAGCUAUAAAUGAGGAGAAUGGACAGAUGAAUCUGGUGAAGAAUAGACUUACUGGCGAGUGGGAUACUGUCCCUAAUGUCGCCCGACAUUACAAAGCCAACAAAAUGAGUUGGGUUGUUAUAGGAGAAGAUAAUUACGGAGAAGGCAGCUCCAGAGAGCAUGCAGCACUUGAACCAAGACAUCUGGGUGGCAAAGCCAUCAUAGUCAAAUCUUUCGCUAGAAUCCACGAAACCAACUUGAAAAAACAAGGUUUGUUGCCUUUGACAUUCACCAACCCGGCAGAUUACAUCGAAAUUUUACCUACAGACAAAAUAAGCGUGAUAGGACUUGCGAAACUAUCUCCAGGUAAAGAUCUCGAGUGCUUGGUAAAACACGCAAAUGGAAAAACAGAAACUAUAAAGUUGAGUCAUACUUUUAACAAGGUUCAAAUUGAAUGGUUCAAAGCCGGAAGCGCUCUAAACAGAAUGAAGACCUCUGUGUAGCUCAUCAGACUCCAUUUAAGAUAUGUAAAGUGCUAAAUAAAAGUAUUGUCGAAGUAAAAA
Messenger RNA from Harmonia axyridis, 2529 nucleotides. RefSeq names its product probable aconitate hydratase, mitochondrial. Gene Ontology annotation, biological process: tricarboxylic acid cycle. The transcript has a single exon. Bases 178 to 2469 code for a protein of 763 amino acids. Gene Ontology annotation, cellular component: mitochondrion; cytosol. Gene Ontology annotation, molecular function: aconitate hydratase activity; 4 iron, 4 sulfur cluster binding. NCBI's taxonomy places the organism in Eukaryota, Metazoa, Arthropoda, Insecta, Coleoptera, Coccinellidae. The record is from RefSeq and is a predicted model, not a curated record.